AUGGCAUCAUGUACUUGCUCAACCCGUAAGGGGCCGAUCUCGCUGACGGAGCGGCCAAGUCCCCCGCCUGAGACGACGAGUGAGCAUCUUUGUGCCCAAUGCGCCUCUCUCGACCUCAACGCCUUACUACAAUCCCGGGACCCAGAGGAAAACAAUGCCCGGCCGUGGCUGAGGAGUACAAUGGGCUCUGCCUGUCCCCUCUGCCGGUUUCUGGCAACAAUAGCAUCUCCCGGACAUCCAUCUCCAUCGCCAAGUCUGGACACCGAGAUUGAGUACCAGCUAGAGACUGUAUCUUUUCCCCACGGAUUCCGUACAUUUUCCGAAAACGAUGUGCAAGAUAAGUCUAUAUAUGACUUCAACGUUCUUGGCCUCUGCACGUUUUAUUCCUUUCUCCCCGAGGGCUGCAUCCUGCCGGUUGAUUACAACUUGCAACAUCCCAAGUUGCCCGCUAUCCGCAAAAUUGACGCUGCCUCGAUUAACUUUUCCAUCUUGCGAAACUGGCUUGUUCACUGCCAGACUCACCACUCAGCGUCAUGUAUACCCUUGGAUCAAUACCUGCUGCAAGAGGUCACUGGCCUGAAGUUGAUAGACUGUGAAACGAGACAAGUCGUAGAAGCACCCAGGGACCCCAUCUAUGUGGCUCUUAGCUACGUAUGGGGCAAGUCCCAUGCUGCCGAAGCGACAGGCUUGAGCCGGUCUUCCUUGCCGGAAAUUGUUCCAAGAACCAUCGAGGACGCGAUACAAGUGGUGCUACGACUUGGUCUCAAAUACUUAUGGGUAGACAAGUAUUGCAUCAACCAGUCCAACGCCACUGAGUUGGCACAGCAAAUAUCCAUCAUGGACAUGAUCUAUAACGCUGCGUUUUGCACCAUUAUCGCAGCUUGUGGAGAGGAUGCCUCCUUUGGACUGCCUGGAGUCGGUUUAACAAGGAGACCAAAGCAGCGGGCAAUUCACCUGAACGGACAGUUUUGGGUCUCAAGCCUUAGAGCCCCUGAUCUGGUGACCGAGACGUCGACGUGGGCCAGCAGAGGCUGGACCUACCAAGAAGGACUGUUUUCUCGGCGGCGUCUUAUCUUUACUGAGGAACAGGUCUAUUUCGAGUGCAACGCAACCACGUGUCUAGAGACAGUGAGCUAUGACCUUCACUGUCAAACGGACACUACGUACCUCGGUCCUGGCGGGAUAUUCAAUGGCGGUCUCGGGUAUGGAGGAGAUGAACUCCAUUGGCGCAUCAGGGAAUACAGCAAACGGUCAUUAUCGUUCCAGAGCGACAUUAUAAAUGCUCUCAGUGGUGUUUUCCGGCUAUAUUCCACCAAGCACCAUCCGACGCACCACUAUUGGGGUGUUCCCAUAUACUACCACUCGAACUGGGACUCUUCCUUGCCAAACAAGAGCGUCGCAAUCGACCGCGAUCUUUUCCGCCAGUUCGGUCGCGAAAUAGACGCUGCCUUUGCCCGUGGCCUCUGCUGGCAACUAGGCAUGCCCUGUCCUCGAAGGCGGGACUUCCCUAGCUGGUCGUGGAGCGGUUGGAUCGGGCCACUGGCGGACUCCAAUUGGCUCCUUAACAGCCAACUCGGAGAUAAACGAGUCAAGAUUUGGCUGCAGAGGACUAACGGCUACACUCCAGCCCUUCGUAUAGAGGCAUGGGUAAUCGACACAACUCUCACCUAUCUCGCUCAUGGUCUCAAUGGUGCCUGCAUUAACCGGACAGGGUGGAUUAAGAAUCCGCGGUACUUCGUCUCCGCCGAGGCACUGGCAUCGAGGAGGAGCUUUCACGGCACAUUACGAUGGCUUGUCGUGCCAUCGGUACAAGUAAAGGAGGGUGAUGAAAUGCAUGAAGAACUCUGUCGAGAAACCUUCACUUGCGUGUUGUUGAGCAAGGUAUUGGAAUUUGCGCUCGUGGUGCGGAAGCGGGCGGGGGAGGUCGUGGAGAGGAUAGGGCAUGUGAGGAUUUCCCCCGCAGUUGUUGAUCCGGGAUAUAUUACGAAGGAUUAUGAACUGUAUGAGGACGCCGACAUGUUUGAUAUAUUCCCUCGAACUCGUCGAACUAGGCGCACAAUCCUUCUUGGCUAG
Fusarium vanettenii 77-13-4 is the source of this 2073-nucleotide messenger RNA. RefSeq lists its product as uncharacterized. The record is from RefSeq and is a predicted model, not a curated record. The transcript has 2 exons. The coding region runs from base 1 to 2073 and encodes 690 amino acids. NCBI's taxonomy places the organism in Eukaryota, Fungi, Ascomycota, Sordariomycetes, Hypocreales, Nectriaceae.